CAGUCCUGCCACAUCCCCUCUCCCACUUCCUCUGACAGGGACAGGCCUGGAAGGGUAGAGGUUUCCCAUUGCGGAAAACCCUCCCCUUCCCUCCAGGGUGGUCCCAGGGCUCUCCAAGCCCCUCUCCACACCCUUUUGGGGACUGCAGAGCUGCGGCUUGUGCUGCUCUACCUCACUGCUACUCAGAAGCUGCUGGAAGCUUUCUCCCCACCACCCUUCAAAGCCAGGAAUCCAUCCCCCACUUCCCAUGGCUGUUUGACAGCUGCUCUGGGACAAAGACCAGCUCUGAUCCACAACCCCAUGUCCUGACCCCCUGCCCAGACCCAGAGAGAACUCCGGGGUAAUCUCAGACUCUCACGUUUCCCCAAAUUACAUUGUUUCUCUAAUGCUGUCACCGUGUUUUCCUUUUAGAGAGAAAAUCCAAGAAGGGAGAUUAGCAGAGGGACCUCAAUUUUCUUCCAGAGUCUCACCUUGUGUAAGUGCUGCUGUGUCCUUUCUAGACCUCAAACCACCCAGACCACCGGUGUUUAACUGAAUCCAUGGCAACAGGAGAUCCAGCUGCGUUCCAAGAAUCCCUGCAAAGCACCUUGGUGAAGGGCAUGGCAACUUCAGGGAAGGCAGGGAUCCCAUCAGGUGUCAUGAAGGCUUUAGAUCCACGCCAGUUAAAGCCUGAUAGCAUGGAGACAGAAAGAAUCCUAACUGUCUUGGAUGAGACCAUUGUCAAGCUGGAGAUCACCAGGUUGAUCUCACGGAUUACUGGAUCCCUGGAGAGGUAUGCUAGGAUGUUGGGACCUGAGAUCACGAGCAGCCUUUUGGAGCAUCAGAAGCUUUCAAUGGCAGUACGGGACCUGCUUGCCAGCCCUGGAGAUGAGGAGCCCGUGAGAGCUGUGGAGCAACGCCUGAAAUGCUCCCUGAGAAACAUCCUGAGGCUCUUUCUGGCCAACCCCUUGCUUUACCAUGGUCUGAAAUACCAAGUUCCAGUGAAAGAGUCACCAGCUGAUGUGUUUAUCAAAGCCUUUAUGGAGUUCCGGGAUUUCACGCUUGAGAGGCUCCUGACCAGUCCUGAUGAAGAGGAGGAAAAGAUUAAAUUCAUGAAACGCAUUUCCCUCCGGGUUGAGAAAAACAUGGAAACGAUCUCAGCUCUACGGGAAGAGCUGGCAGCAGUCAUACAGACUCGAGAUGAGGAGGUUAACAGGAAGGACAAAACGAUUGAAAACCUCAAAACCAGCAUGGAAGCUCUGGCCAAGGACUUCAAGGCUGAGAUCCAGCAGAUCAUGAAGGAAGGGGAAAAGCAGCAAAAAGAGGAUGAGAAAGCCUCGCAGGACAGGUGUGCCAGGCUGAAGCAGGACAUUCAGCACCUGGAAGUACAGUUCAGUGCACUGGUGCUGGAGCAUCGAGCCUCAGAGCUGGUUCUCAUGAAGGAAAAGUGCAAAGCAGAGAGGGAAAUUCACGAAUGGGUCCAGAAAUAUGACAUAGAAAUGUCAGAAAAACAGACCACAUAUGAAGAGAUCCAGGCUGUCUACAACGAGGAGAAGGAACAGUUGUCCCUGCUGAUGGAGAAACACGCGCUGCUGCUCCAGGAAUAUACCGCGAUUGAGGAGGAGCGCAGGAUGCUUAAGGAGAAGGAGGAGGAAGCUGCACGGGAAGAGGCCAGGAGGAAUGAUGCUGCCACCUGCAUCCAGGCCUUCUGGAAAGGCUACUUGGUGCGGUCCAUCUACAAGGCAAUACUGAAGAAAGGCAAGGGCAAGGGCAAGGGCAAGAAAUAAAACCCCAAAUCCCUUUUC
Messenger RNA from Cyanistes caeruleus (blue tit), 1784 nucleotides. The record is from RefSeq and is a predicted model, not a curated record. Lineage: Eukaryota; Metazoa; Chordata; Aves; Passeriformes; Paridae.